This is a messenger RNA of Solenopsis invicta (red fire ant), 2362 nucleotides long. RefSeq names its product inosine-5'-monophosphate dehydrogenase 1b. Gene Ontology annotation, biological process: GTP biosynthetic process. The record is from RefSeq and is a predicted model, not a curated record. The transcript is spliced from 2 exons. NCBI's taxonomy places the organism in Eukaryota, Metazoa, Arthropoda, Insecta, Hymenoptera, Formicidae. The coding region runs from base 426 to 1997 and encodes 523 amino acids. Gene Ontology annotation, molecular function: IMP dehydrogenase activity. Gene Ontology annotation, cellular component: cytoplasm.
UUUAACCUGAGUCGGGUUAAUGACGCCAUAUGCUGGAAUCGUCCAAUUAGAACAUAACCGCCAUAUUGUUGGUUGUGCGAUUCGUUCAUGCGCGAAGGACACAACUUUUGCCGUGUUUUAUGACGGAGUCGAUCUACUGUUCUUUCUUAUACUGUGACCGAGCAGUCCCGAAUGCGCAUACGUGCACAUGUGCUUCCAGACUUGCAUGAGCAAAAACGUGGUACUGUGGCUCACGGAGAGCCAGAAAUCCAUAAACUCAUUAAGAAGAAGAAGACUUGCAUGUGCUCUUGGUAUUUCUUUAUAGAGUCUUGCGCUUCCAUCAUUUCCUUAACUCAUGUAAAUCAAGGCAAUUAAAAGAACGGUAUCAACAUAAUCACAAAUCAUUUUGAAUCAACGAGUAUACGACGAAAGCACAACAAAAAGUUAUGGCAGACUACGUAUUGGGCGAUAUAAAAUCAACGGAUGUGCCGUUACCGGACGAUGGCUUGUCAGCCGCGCAGCUAUUUACUGCGGGUGACGGCCUCACUUACAACGAUUUUAUUAUAUUUCCGGGAUACAUCGACUUUACUGCAGACGAAGUCGAUCUGCUAUCACCGUUAACCAGAAAAAUUAUGCUGAAGGCGCCUCUCGUAUCGUCGCCCAUGGAUACUGUUACAGAAUCAGAUAUGGCUAUAGCUAUGGCCCUGUCCGGUGGAAUCGGCAUUAUACAUCAUAAUUGUACUCCCGAAUAUCAAGCCAACGAGGUGCAGAAGGUAAAAAAGUAUAAACACGGUUUCAUCAGAGAUCCAGUUGUGUUGGCACCACAUCACACGGUCAAUGACGUUUUAAAUGUGAAGUCUGAGCAUGGUUUUACUGGAGUACCCGUUACAGAUACGGGUAAGGUUGGCGGUAAACUUUUAGGCAUUGUCACCUCUAGAGACAUUGAUUUUCUCGAGCGUUUGCCUGAUUAUCAACGCAAGACGCUUAGUUCCACAAUGACGACUCUGGAAGAUCUCAUCACCGCGCCAGCUGGCGUAACAUUGCAGGAGGCAAAUGUAAUAUUAGAAAAAUCGAAGAAGGGAAAGCUCCCCAUUGUCAAUGAUCGGGGCGAGCUUGUGUCUCUGAUGGCGAGAACCGACUUGAAAAAGAACCGUAGCUACCCAAACGCCAGCAAGGACGAGAACAAGCAAUUAUUGGUAGGGGCCGCGAUAGGAACGCGAGAGAACGACAAGCAUCGACUGGAAUUGCUCGUAACAGCUGGUGUAGACGUGGUGGUAUUGGAUUCUUCACAAGGCAAUUCGAUGUAUCAGAUUGAUAUGAUCAAGUAUAUUAAGUCUCAACAUCCAAAUUUACAAGUGAUCGCUGGUAACGUCGUCACUACUGUGCAAGCCAAGAAUCUUAUAGAGGCAGGAUCCGAUGCGUUACGCGUUGGAAUGGGCUCCGGAUCUAUUUGCAUAACCCAAGAAGUAAUGGCUGUGGGACGGCCGCAAGCAACAGCCGUUUAUAAAGUUUCCGAAUAUGCCAGAAAAUUUGGAAUACCUGUAAUAGCGGACGGUGGUAUUCAAUCUAUCGGUCAUAUUAUCAAAGGUCUUAGUUUAGGCGCUAGUACAGUUAUGAUGGGCUCCCUUUUGGCUGGAACAUCUGAGGCCCCAGGCGAAUAUUUUUUUAGCGACGGAGUUCGACUUAAAAAGUACAGAGGAAUGGGUUCUUUGGAAGCCAUGGACAGGAAGGACGCCAAGGGUUCGGCGAUGGAUAGAUAUUUCCAUAAUGAGAUGGACAAACUAAAAGUAGCUCAAGGUGUCAGCGGCUCUAUAGUGGAUAAAGGUUCAGUGCUUAAAUUUUUGCCUUAUUUAACUUGCGGGAUUAAACAUGGUUGUCAAGAUAUCGGGGCUAAGUCACUUACCAUUCUGCGAUCUAUGAUGUACAGCGGGGAAUUGAAGUUCGAAAGAAGAACACAUUCAGCUCAGCAAGAAGGCAACGUGCACAGCUUGUUCUCAUACGAGAAAAGACUUUAUUAAGUGAUUAAUGUAAACUCGUAAAGCACGCGUCAUGCGAAGAGGUACCUGCAUUUAAUCGAAUAGCAACUAUUUUCCAAGAUUAGAUAGACUUACAAGAGAAAUUGUUAAUCUCUUUUACCUGUUGCGAAUGUGCAAUGAGAUGUAUCGUUAACUUGGACUUGGGAAUACGACUUAUUUACCUCAGAAUUGCUUUUGACGAGCGGAGAAACUACAUUAAAUCAUUUUCAUUAUAUUGCUCUCGUUAAUGAGUAUGUGUCGUAGCUUGCAAUAUACAGGGUGAUUCAGAACGACCCAUGUGUCCCUGUAAAGACGUGUUCUUGGAUAAAUUCUGAGAUGAUUUUUCCUGUACGAAAAUUUUGUCCGGC